Durio zibethinus is the source of this 3371-nucleotide messenger RNA. The record is from RefSeq and is a predicted model, not a curated record. Lineage: Eukaryota; Viridiplantae; Streptophyta; Magnoliopsida; Malvales; Malvaceae.
AUGGACAUGAGUGAUGUUGUUACCAAACUGUGUUCUAUUAGAGACAAGCUUCUUCCAACUCGAUUACAUCGUGAGGGCCAAACCUUAUAUGCUGCUCAAUCGGCAGAAGUAAAACAUUCCCAACAAGCACUCAAGUUGGAGAAGAGAAAAAUAAAGAGUGACCUCCCUCUUUCUAUAAAACUCAACUUUGUAUCGAUCAGCUUCCUCGAUUUUUUGGUUCAACAACUCCUUCUCCCUCUUCUCCUUCUCCUCCAAUCGAAUCACAUUUUCCCUAAGCAAUUACAACAGAAAAAAUGCCCGGGUCUUAAUUUGCUCGGUUUAGCAACCUCUAUAGUUGGUGGAAAUGACACAGAUCAGCAAGCUUUACUCGAGUUCAAAGCCAAGAUAACUGGUGAUCAGCUGAGGAUUAUGCAUUCCUGGAAUAGUUCCAACCACUUCUGCCAAUGGUAUGGUGUUACAUGCGGUCGCAAACAUCAGAGAGUAAUCAAGCUGGAAUUGCAAUCCCAGAAACUAGCGGGGUCUGUAUCGCCAUACAUUGGAAAUUUGAGUUUUCUCAGGGUGUUGAAUCUUGGAGGCAACAGCUUCAACAACGAAAUUCCUCGAGAAAUUGGACGUUUAAGAAGAUUGGAAAUAUUAGAAUUGUCCAAUAACUCCAUCAAUGGUGAAAUUCCUUCCAAUUUAUCUGGUUGUUCUAAGCUAACAUUUGUUCAUAUGAGAGGCAACCAGCUAACCGGAGAAAUACCGGGUUUGCUUGGUCUCUUGUCAAAACUAAAAUUUUUAAGUUUUCCCAACAACAGUUUAACAGGGAGUAUCCCACCUUCCCUGGGGAACUUAUCGUCUCUGGAGACACUUGCUUUGGCUACGAAUGGACUAAAUGGGGUUAUACCUCAAUCUCUUGGGCAACUGACAAAUCUUUCAUUUUUUUCUAUAGCAGUAAAUGCAAUUUCUGGAAUUGUUCCUGUCUCAAUUUUCAAUCUGUCUAAGAUUACAGAUUUUGAUAUUGGCGAAAACAAGAUUCAAGGUACUCUUCCUUCUGACUUAGGAAUCACUAUGCCAUAUAUUAAAUUCUUUUCGGUCGGGCAUAACCAAAUCACUGGACAAUUUCCUGUUUCAAUAUCCAAUGCCUCAAAUCUCGUGAUUCUUGAAGUUUCAUCAAAUCAACUUAAUGGAAACUUGCCUUCAUUUGAAAAGCUGGAUAAACUAUCUAUAUUUGUCAUAGGCUAUAAUUAUUUUGGAAAUGGAGGAGCAAGUGACUUGAACUUUCUUUGUUCUUUAACCAAUACUACAAAACUAGAAUAUCUAGAGACAAGCCAAAAUAAUUUUGGAGGGGUAUUACCUGAGUGCAUUAGUAAUUUGUCUAUCACUAUUUGGUCCUUAGUAAUACAAGAUAACAAAAUAUGGGGAAGAAUACCAUCUGGGAUUGGAAAUCUCAUUAACUUGGAGUUGCUAGAUGUAUCGCGUAAUCUGCUAUCAGGUUCCAUUCCGCCUGCUAUUGGGAGGCUUCAGAAGCUAAAGAUAUUUUAUGCUAAUAGAAAUUAUUUUCUCUCUGCGGCUAUUCCCUCUUCUAUUGGAAAUUUGACAAUGUUAAUCCAACUUUCUCUAAAUUAUAACAAUCUUCAAGGCAACAUUCCUUCAAGUCUUGGUAAGUGCGAAAAUUUGGAGGGGUUGGGUCUUUCUCAUAACAAUCUUACUGGAUCAAUACCCCCCGAAGUAAUUGGACUCUCAUCCUUGUCCAUUUUUAUAGACUUAUCAUCCAACUAUUUAACUGGUGUGCUUCCUGUUGAAGUAGGAAAUCUGAAAAAUCUAGGUGGUUUGUUUGUUUCUCAAAACAGGUUAUCUGGUUUGAUUCCAAACAAUCUUGCUAGCUGUGUAAGAUUGGAGAAGCUGUUCUUAGCUGGCAAUUUGUUUGAAGGGCCCAUUCCUUCAUCUUUGGGUUCAUUGAGAGGUCUUAUGGAAUUAGAUUUAUCUAACAAUAAUCUUUCCGGUGAAGGUAUGAUACCAAUUGAAGGAGUCUUUAAGAAUGCAACUGCCACAUUCGUUGGGGGAAAUAGUAGACUUUGUGGAGGCAUUCCCGAGUUACACUUGUCCAGAUGCAACUCGAAAGCAUCCAUCAAAAGAUCAAACACUUCUCUCAAAUUAAAAAUUGUAAUUGUUUUUGUGAUCUUAGGAGUGACUUUGAUAUUCUCAUUUCUCCUCAUUUGGUCGUUUAGAAAGAAGAAAGAGAAGCCAACAACAACUUGUGCAGAAAAUUCACUUUUACAGUUAUCAUACCAAAGCAUCCUAAGGGCUACUGAUGGAUUCUCUUUGCAAAAUUUGGUUGGUUCGGGUAGCUUCGGUUCUGUAUACAAAGGAAUUCUAGAAGAGAAAGGAGUAGUUAUUGCCGUUAAGGUGCUUAAUCUUCUUACUCAUGGAGCUUCCAGGAGUUUCUUAGCUGAAUGUGAGGCCUUGAGGAACAUUAGACAUCGGAAUCUUGUCAAGGUAUUAACAGCAAUUUCAGGUGCCGAUUAUCAAGGCAAUUAUUUUAAAGCAUUGGUUUAUGAGUUCAUGGCAAACGGAAGUUUGGAGGAUUGGCUGUAUCCAUCUGUUGGCAUGAUUGAACAGGAGAUGAUCAGAAACCUGAAUUUCUUCCAAAGAGUAAAUGUGGCUGUAGAUGUUGCGCAUGCACUGGAGUAUCUGCACCAUCAUUGCGAUGCACCAAUUAUUCAUUGUGACCUCAAGCCAAGCAAUAUUCUACUUGAUGAGGAAAUGGUUGGCCAUAUAAGUGACUUCGGCUUAGCAAAAAUCCUUUCUGCUGACAGGCUUAACAAUUCUACUACUCAGUCAACCUCCGUCGGAUUAAGAGGAACUAUUGGUUAUGCUCCACCAGAAUAUGGGAUGGGAAGUGAGUUGUCAACAAAAGGUGAUGUUUAUAGCUAUGGCAUCCUCGUGCUUGAGAUGUUUACGGGGAAAAGGCCGACUAAUGAAAUGUUCAAAGAAGGUUUCAACCUUCACAACUUUGUUGUGGCAGCUUUGCCAGGACGAGUGAUUGAGAUUAUAGAUCCCAUUCUUCUUGAAGAGCGAGUCAAACAAGGAAAUGACAGGCAUUUUCAAUUCUUGAAUUCAAUAUUUGAAAUAGGAGUCACUUGUUCUGCCGAAUCCCCAAGUGAGCGGAUGGACAUGAGUGAUGUUGUUACCAAGCUUUGUUCCAUUAGAGACAAGCUUCAUCCAACUCGAUUACAUCGUGAGGGCCAAACUUUAUAUGCUGCUCAAUCAGCAGGUAUCUGAGGAGCCAUAUCAAUGGACUUGAGAGGCUUAAGUGCGGCAAAGUACUGCCAGUCCUUUAUUUCACAUUGUAUCUGGUAUUUGCAGAAGUAAAACUUUUCCAACAAGCA